AGUUUAUAUGCAACGUUAAACACCUAGGUAGAUCAUAUAACGCUAAUAGAAAUAAAAACGAGUGACCAAGUCAUACAAAUUAGCUUAGCAAGCUAGCAGUUUUCUUUAUAGGUUACUGUUCGUUUUCCAAAACAAAGCUAAUAAUCACUUCAGAAGCAUGCAGGGAUAUUACUAACUGUUCAAAAAUACGCUAAAUUAUGUUUAUUUGACAUUUCCUUCAACAAAAAGUACUAUGGUAUAAGCAUUGUUGUUUGGACAUUGAAUCAAGAGCUGAACAUCAUGGCAGAGUACGUCGAUGGCAAGAAGGAUGAAGCAGACUACAAGAGACUACACAGCUUUCCUCUCAUACGGAGUAUAUUUCCUCCACAGCACACAGAUAUGUCUGAGGAGAUGCGGGUGGAGACCAUGGAGCUCUGCGUAACGGCGUGUGAGAAGUUUGUCUCAAAUAAUGAGAACGCCGCCAAAAUGAUAAAGGAGUCUAUGGAUAAGAAGUUCGGGAGCUCUUGGCAUGUGGUGAUUGGUGAGGGCUUCGGUUUCGAAAUUACGCACGAAGUGAAGAACCUGCUUUACAUGUUCUUCGGUGGAGGCUUGGCGGUGUGUGUAUGGAAGUGUUCCUGACACUAAAUGACUGUCUGACAAAACUUUUUUUCAUGUCCUUUCUGACUUUAUAUUCAUUACUGAACAGGGUGCAUUAUUUCAUACCGUUUAUUUAGCGCUUUAUGUUUUCUUCUCUGUUUUAACUGUUCUCUCAAAGCUGACAGGCCAUCUGUUGGUUUUAUUGUUCAUCUCUGUCACUCUUUUUCCAUCUGUCUCUUUUCUGUCUUCUAUCUGUACAUCCUCAUCUGCUUAUGAUAGUUUCCAUUCCUUUCAUUUUAUUUUUCUGAAUCACAAAUUAUUUUUAUAAGACAAAUCUUAUUUUUUUAUUUAUAUGUGAACACACAUGAUCUGUUUUCAAAACUUGUGAUAUUUUAUAGGAGUUGUACAUUUUGCACAGCUGUAAUGUGUAUUUGUUUUUAUUAUUAAUAACUACUGUUAUUGUCUUGUGUAAUAAAACCUUGUUAGAAACUAAUUAAACCCUUUUGUAUACAUCA
Molecule: messenger RNA, 1091 nt
Organism: Carassius auratus (goldfish)
Lineage: Eukaryota; Metazoa; Chordata; Actinopteri; Cypriniformes; Cyprinidae
Product: dynein light chain 4, axonemal
Exons: 4
Coding region: 280-618 (112 amino acids)
Biological process (GO): microtubule-based process
Cellular component (GO): dynein complex
Source: RefSeq, a predicted model, not a curated record